UGGGGAGAGCGCGCCGGGCGCAGGGAGCUGAGUGGACCACUCCAGACCGAGGCGCGUGCAGCAGCUCCUGAAAGCAGCCAGUUGGCAGCGCCAGGCUGCAUUUCCAGCAGGAGCUGCGAACACAGAGCCGGCUCUUAACAAGAUGCUCAAGGUGUCAGCCGUAUUGUGUGUGUGUGCAGCCGCUUGGUGCAGUCAGGCUCUCGUAGCUGCCGCGGUGGUGGCUGCGGCCGGGGGGCGGUCGGACGGCGGUAAUUUUCUGGAUGAUAAACAAUGGCUCACCACGAUCUCUCAGUAUGACAAGGAAGUCGGACAGUGGAACAAAUUCCGAGACGAAGUAGAGGAUGAUUAUUUCCGUGCUUGGAGUCCAGGAAAACCCUUCGAUCAGGCUUUAGAUCCAGCUAAGGAUCCAUGCUUAAAGAUGAAAUGUGGUCGCCAUAAAGUAUGCAUUGCCCAAGAUCCUCAGAUUGCAGUCUGCAUUAGUCACCGGAGGCUUACACACAGUAUGAAAGAAGCAGGAGCAGGCCAUAAGCAAUGGAGGGGCCCCAUGUCAUCCAAAUGCAAGCAGUGCCCAGCUGUCUACACCAGCCCGGUUUGUGGUUCAGACGGCCACACCUACUCUUCUCAGUGCAAACUAGAAUAUCAAGCAUGUGUCUUAGGAAAACAACUCUCAGUCAAAUGUGAAGGACGUUGCCCAUGUCCUUCAGAUAAAACCACAAGUACAAGCAGAAAUGUUAAGAGAGCAUGUAGUGACCUGGAGUUCAGAGAAGUGGCAAACAGACUGCGGGACUGGUUCAAGGCCCUUCAUGAAAGUGGAAGCCAGAACAAGAAGACAAAAGCAUUACUGAGGCCUGAGAGAAGCAGAUUUGAUACCAGUAUUUUGCCAAUUUGCAAGGAUUCACUUGGCUGGAUGUUUAACAGACUUGAUACAAAUUAUGACCUGCUGCUGGACCAGUCAGAGCUCGGAAGCAUUUACCUUGAUAAGAAUGAACAAUGUAUCAAGGCAUUCUUCAAUUCAUGUGACACAUACAAGGACAGUUUGAUAUCUAACAAUGAAUGGUGCUACUGCUUCCAGAGACAGCAAGACCCACCUUGCCAGACGGAGCUCAGCAAUAUUCAGAAGAGGCACGGGGUAGCAAAACUCCUAGGACAGUAUAUCCCACUGUGUGAUGAGGAUGGUUACUACAAAGCAACACAAUGCCAUGGCAGUGUAGGGCAGUGCUGGUGCGUUGACAGAUAUGGAAAUGAAGUCACUGGAUCCAGGAAAAAUGGGGUUGCAAAUUGUGCUAUUGAUUUCGAGAUCUCUGGAGAUUUUGCAAGUGGAGAUUUCCAUGAAUGGACUGAUGAUGAGGAUGAGGAGGAUGAUAUUAUGAAUGAUGAAGAUGAAAUUGAAGAUGAUGAUGAAGAUGAAGGAGAUGAUGAUGAUGAUGAUGACCAUGAUGGAUAUAUUUGAUUGAUAAGAGCUGAGAUCAAUAAAUUUUAAAUUUCUAAUAUUUACAAAGUGGUAACCUAUUGAGGAUUAACUUCUUGACCCCAAACACAAUGAUUUUUAACCUCAUAUGUAUUUUGUAUUAUUAUUUCAGAUACUCAGCUAAAGUCAUAGAACUUUAUGUUUAAAUAAUAAUCAUUUACUUUGAGUUUUUAUAAUGCCUUAGAGAAAAACAACAACACAUAUGGAGCCUAGCCAAAAGAAAGAAAGUUAUGAAGAACUACUGAACUAAACUAACAAAUUUUCAUAAGAACAAACAUUUUAAAUCUCCCACAAACAAAACGGUGACCAGUGUUUGGGAUCAUAUGUGUUACUUUUCUGAGAAAUAAUCUAAGUUAAAUAUACAUUAACUUAUUGGUAGCCUGAGCCCCAGAGAUUUUAUAAAAUUAUACACAACCUUAAUUACAAUUCCAGAGUAACAUUUCCCAAACCUAGAGUGAGUCAGAGGUGAAUGAGGGUGAUACCACAUAGUAAGAAAAACAAAGUGACUAUUGCAGAGUUUGCUAUUGUGUGUUUACAUUAAUAAUGAUGUAUUUAACAAUGAAAUUAUUCUGGAUAUGAUAGGAUAUUUUACAAAAGGCAAAUAUGGAAAACCAUGGAUUCUGAAAGCUAAAAAACUUAGUUGUCCUUUCUGAUUUUUAUUUUACUUUGGAUGGCAGUCUUAUUUAGAUUUUUUAAUAUUCUUAAGCAGCAUGAUUUCUUUACCUUUCUAAGUUUCUUUAUCCUUCUGACCAGCAACUUAGUAUGCAGAAUAGAAAGUAAGAAGACAAAGGGAAAGAUUCAGUUACACCAUGCUUUCACAAAAACAGUGUCACUUGCCCCAAGCUCAAAUUCAAAAAUCUUAAUUCUCAUUUUAUUUCUGAUUUUAGAUAAAACUUUGCAUUUAUUCUUAGAAUUAUGCCAUUUUUGUUACUAGUUCUGAAACUUAGAGAAAGUAUUGUAUGGUGCCUUGCAAAAUAGAGAUAGAAAGGUUUUAGCAUGCAUACCAAUAUAGGAUAUUAGGCAAUAUAUAAGCACACCUGAUUACCAAAUUAAUGCCAGUAUAGGUACUGCUGCUGGAAUGAAGAAAAUGGAAUAUGUUUCUUUCUAUUUUUUCUGUUGUUACAUAAUUGCCAUGUGGAAUUGUUUAUGAUUGUGUAGAGUAGCAUUUAAGAUUUAACUGUAGUAAAAAUUACUUUAAUUGCUGUAUUUAAGUUAGCAUGUUAAUUACUUGUGUAGACAUUUUGGCACACCAUCAUUUUUAAGUAUAUCAAACCAAUGAUUUUGUGCCCAUAAUAAAUAUGGAAAAUCCAGUUGAAUAUUACAUAACAGUACCUUUAAUUUCAACAGUGGAUCAACUGGUUUCCUGAUACAGAAUUCAUUGAAAGCAAAAUUGGUGGAUUCUUUCCAUUUGAUUUGUAAAAACUAAAUAAAAACUUUAAUGUGGCCCUUAUGUAAUAUUUAAAGUAUAACACAUUUUCUUUUUUACUGUUUAUGUAAAGUUUACAAAAUAAAGAAUCUUAUAAUCAAA
Messenger RNA from Choloepus didactylus (southern two-toed sloth), 2996 nucleotides. RefSeq names its product SPARC (osteonectin), cwcv and kazal like domains proteoglycan 3 (gene SPOCK3). NCBI's taxonomy places the organism in Eukaryota, Metazoa, Chordata, Mammalia, Pilosa, Megalonychidae. The record is from RefSeq and is a predicted model, not a curated record. The transcript is spliced from 12 exons. The coding region runs from base 143 to 1450 and encodes 435 amino acids. Gene Ontology annotation, molecular function: protein binding; calcium ion binding.